GCGACUACGCACAGUGUCGUAUAACGCAUGCGACAGCGCCGUGUUGGGUUUGAAUGCGCGCGUUUCUCGUUUUCUCGACUUAAAGCGGAGCUGCGCUCGUUUUAGUCUCUCGGUCAGCCGCACAAUGAACAGUCGCCUGCAGGAGAUCCGGGAGAGGCAGAAGCUGCGGCGGCAGCUGCUCGCUCAGCAGCUCGGGGCUGAAAGUGCAGAUGCGAUCGGCGCUGUUCUCAACAGCAAAGAGGAGCAGAAAGAGAUCGAGGAGACCAGAGAGACCUGCAGAGCAUCGUUUGACACGACAACUCCCAGUUCAAAAAGAAAAUGCCAGAAUGAAGGCGAAGACACCGAGGAGGAUCUGGAGGAACACCGAGAGGAUGUGGAGCCUCAGCAGCAGGAGGAGAGUGGCCCGUAUGAAGAGGUCUACAAGGACUCCAGCACUUUCCUAAAGGGCACACAGAGUCUCAACCCUCAUAAUGACUACUGCCAGCAUUUUGUGGACACUGGCCAUCGGCCACAGAACUUCAUCAGAGACGUGGGCUUGGCUGACAGGUUCGAGGAGUAUCCCAAACUGCGAGAGCUCAUCCGGCUCAAAGACGAGCUCAUCUCUGCUACCAACACGCCGCCAAUGUAUCUACAGGCUGAUCUAGAUACGUUUGAUCUGAGGGAUUUGAAGUGCAAGUUUGACGUGAUCCUGCUGGAGCCUCCGUUAGAAGAGUACUACAGAGAGUCCGGCAUCAUCGCCAGUGAACGCUUCUGGACCUGGGACGACAUUAUGAAGCUGGAAAUUGAUGAGAUCUCAGCUCUGCGCUCUUUCGUCUUCCUUUGGUGCGGCUCAGGAGAGGGGCUGGAUCUUGGCAGGAUGUGUUUAAGGAAGUGGGGUUUUAGGAGAUGUGAAGAUAUCUGCUGGAUCAAAACCAACAAGAACAACCCUGGCAAGACCAAAACACUGGACCCCAAAGCAGUUUUCCAGAGGACCAAGGAGCACUGUCUGAUGGGCAUUAAGGGGACAGUUCGGCGCAGCACUGAUGGUGACUUUAUCCAUGCUAAUGUGGACAUUGACCUGAUCAUCACAGAGGAGCCGGAGAUGGGAAACAUAGAGAAACCUGUGGAAAUCUUCCACAUCAUAGAACACUUCUGCCUGGGCCGCCGCCGCCUGCACCUGUUUGGCCGAGACAGCACCAUCCGCCCAGGCUGGCUGACCGUGGGUCCCACGCUGACCAACAGUAACUUCAACGCUGAAGCUUACUCUGCCCACUUCGCCACCUCUCACCUGUCCGGCUGCACCGAGGACAUCGAGAGGCUCCGCCCCAAGUCCCCGCCCCCUAAAGUCAAACCGGAAGGGGGAAGGGGAGCACCGCGAGGAGGCCGAGGCGGGGCGGUGGUGGGGAGGGGUGAUCGAGGUCGGGAGAGAAAUCGCCCCAACUUCCGCGGAGACCGGGGUGGCUUCAGGGGCCGUGGAGGGCCCCAUCGGGGGUUUCCUCCAAGAUAAUUCGUACGCCUUUGCUUUGAAAAUCAUACCGACAUCACUAAUAUUACACAGUGAGAUUAUUUUUAUACUUGAUUAGCAAGUUGUAAAUCAGUGGUUCCUAAUGCUGAGCUUGCUAUUUCAGCAUCUGCCCAUCGGCUUCUGUUAUAAGUGUGUUCAGAGCCAGUAGGUGUUCAGGUCUUUUUCUAAGGAAGUCAUAUUCUUCAAAAUUAGUGUCAUGGUAACUGACAGUAUCCUGAAGAUAUAGCAGAUAGAGAUUUGAUUGUAAAAGUUUGGAGUAUUCAUUUAAGCCAGAUGUCAGGUAGCAGACGAGUUCAGGAAUAUCUUUGGUUUAAGGAAUAUUUUUUUGGGAAUUAAAUUACACCUGAAUAUACGACUAAUCAGCUAGUGAUGUGUUAUAAAAAAAGGAAAACUGAGAAGCUUCUGACCUUCAAAUGGGAAAAUCCAUUUAAAUGUCCAUCCAACUUGUAAUUCCAAUGGAAGAUGGAUGGAAAAAGCUUCUCAAGAGCUCUUACGUUUAUAGUUUGCUAUAAUGUGAUGUUUUUGAACAUGAGGUAUCAAUAGAUCAAGAAGCGAUGGAGUGUUUUUAAGCUUUUUAAACAGACUUGGGUUUCGGUUCUUUUUGAUCUUAUUGUCACGGUCAGAACAACUUGGAUCUCCGUUUUUUUUAGUUAAAUUCCAGCUACACUUAAUGUAAAAAUGUGAUAAAUUAACCCCAGAAAUGCGUGAAGUUGUGUGAAGGCUUUUCCCAUCUCCUAUUUGUCACAAAUGCAACAUAAGCCCUCCUAAAGCUGAAGCGGAUGUUUUAGAGCAGCAGGACUCCAGGAUCAGCAUUGGGAACCACUGGUUUAACUGCAUCUUGAAACUGGGUUCAUGUAUUGACAAUAGGAAAGACUGCAAUACCUGCUUAAAGGAAUUGUUCAGUCAUAAAUGCUAAGAUGGCUAACAAUGAAUGAAAGCGGAUGGCCAGUAAAUACUGUUAUGUGAAUUAUAUCAUGUUUACUGGUAACCACGAGCUUCUGUUGGAUGUUAGCCACAUUAGAAUGCACACUAGAAUAGAACGUUUUUUUAUCUGUUUGGGUUGUAUGAGAAUGUCAGGUGGGUGGUGUAUUAGAGCUCGAGCCGGUUGUUGAGAUGCCAUUUUCUGUAUUGAAUUUUUGUUGUUUUGUAAUAAUAACUUUUUCAGUUGUUGGA
Pygocentrus nattereri (red-bellied piranha) is the source of this 2677-nucleotide messenger RNA. It is a transcript of the gene mettl14, whose product is annotated as methyltransferase like 14. The record is from RefSeq and is a predicted model, not a curated record. The coding region runs from base 125 to 1486 and encodes 453 amino acids. The transcript is spliced from 11 exons. Gene Ontology annotation, cellular component: nucleus; RNA N6-methyladenosine methyltransferase complex. Gene Ontology annotation, molecular function: mRNA binding. Lineage: Eukaryota; Metazoa; Chordata; Actinopteri; Characiformes; Serrasalmidae.